Saccostrea echinata is the source of this 1222-nucleotide messenger RNA. Its product is annotated as kappa-type opioid receptor-like. The record is from RefSeq and is a predicted model, not a curated record. Gene Ontology annotation, cellular component: membrane. Gene Ontology annotation, biological process: neuropeptide signaling pathway. Gene Ontology annotation, molecular function: G protein-coupled peptide receptor activity. NCBI's taxonomy places the organism in Eukaryota, Metazoa, Mollusca, Bivalvia, Ostreida, Ostreidae. The transcript has a single exon. The coding region runs from base 36 to 1118 and encodes 360 amino acids.
CAAGUGUACGAGCGAGUGAAAAAAAAAAUUAAAAAAUGGAGAAUUGUUUUCUAUGGAUUGAAACAAAGUACGGUCUUAAUGCCAACUCUUCUAUGGCAGAAUUGAACAAGGUAUUCCGGGAUUGGAACAUGGCUGCUCUUGUUCUUAUCGGUGUCCUCAUUCUGCCGGGAAUCCUGGGAAAUUCUUUAGUGGUGGCCAUUUUUUAUAGGGAUUUUAAAAAAUCGGCAUACAGAACAUUUGUCCUCUGGCUCGCAGUUCUGGAUCUAGCUGGUUGUAUUAUUGUUAUGCCAUAUCUCAUGGUUAAUAUAAUAACACCGGUAACUAUGGACAACGAAAUUAUCUGUAAAGUUGGAAAAUUUCUGUCGUACGCCAUAAUGAUGACGUCAUAUUUUAUUCUGGUUAUAAUAGCAUUGGACAGGUACCGAAAAAUUUGUAGACCACACUCCCUACAAAUUCUUCAGUCACAAACAUCAAGAUAUUGUUUAGGAAUGUUAACUCUUUCCGUGAUAAUUUCAGUUCCUGCACCGAUUCUUUACGGAAACAGUAGCCUCGACAUCGGAAUUCCCGGGUUGAAGGCCACGCGCUGCUUCACUAUGGACAAGUACAAGGGUACCCCAGCACAUCUUUUGUACUAUGCAGUGAUAAACGUGCUGGGAGCCACAGUUACCCUCAUUAUAACGAUACUGUAUGUUCAAGUCAUCAGAAGAAUAAGAUACCAAUUCCGUCAAAAUAAAGAAAUAUCUCCAAAUAUUCGCAGAAAUGAUAAAUUGACUCAGAAAGGAAGUACUUCCGAGGAGAAAAUAAACCGGAAGCUGGUUAGGACCACGGUAACAUUACUAGCUGUCACGAUUAUAUUUGUUAUAACAAUAUUCCCACAUACCGUGCUUUCUCUAAUUGAUUAUUCUGUACAGAACUUCUUCUGUCGGUUGUCUUUUGAAGAAGGUGUGGCCUACAAUUUUGCUAUCCAUUUCUUUUUACUGAAUAAUGUUUUAAAUUGUGUUAUUUAUGGGUUCACUGACAAACAGUUCAAGAGAAGAAUAUUGUUGCUCUUUAGAAGACAACAGUUCAACUUGUCCGAAUCAAGCGAUGGAAAUUCUUCAAACAAAAUAGAAAUAUAGUAACAUGAUUAGGACAAGGGAAUAGAAACCAACAAACUGUUCCUGCAUACAUCGUGUCUAUCUUGUGCAUUUUAUUAUUAUACUAUUAUUAUAUUUUUAUCUUA